ACAUAGCCUGAAGAGGACAUGAGGUAGCCACUCUGCGCUGCUUCUCUCUCUCUCUGUUUUUUUAGUCAACGUUGUUCGGCCCGAACUGUGUCCGGAAGCAAGAGGCCCGAAUAGUAUGCGGGAGACCCGAACAGCUCACGAGUGGGCAGGAGAGCGCGCGGGGAGGAGACUUCAGUGCCUCCCGGAGUCAACGGGGAGCCCGAGGACGUGCGGGCUCGCCCGACCUCACCGGCCGUAGGGCGCGGCAGAGGCAGCCCCAAAGGCACCACCGUCGGGCGCGGCGGGGCACAUGCCAGGAGGCGGCGGGGCCCAGGCUAGGAGGAGCACCGGCGGCGGUCGGGCGCUGCAGGGAGCCGGUGGCAGACGGGCGCAGCAGGGAGCCGACGACGGUCGGGCGCUGCACGGAGCCAGCAGCAGCAGCCGUGGGCGGAGCAGCCUGCGGGUGUCGGCGGCGCGGGACGGCGCCUACGGGCGGCUGCAGGCACGGGCGCGAGGCGGGUGGCCGGAUCCGUGGCGAGAAGAGCCGCGAGGAGAGCCGGGAUGGCCGGAUCCGCGGCGAGGAGAGUCGGGGUGGCCGGAUCCGCGGCGAGGAGAGUCGGACCUGACAGUGGAUGGAUCGGGGGAGGAGUUAGCACGGAGUUGCAGCGUGCGGGAGAGAGGGGAACCUAACAUCUAAUAUCAUGUUGGAUAAAUAGCAAUUGCAUUCACAUGAGGACCAAAAAUCAAUACAUAUACAUGUGUAGGGUAAAGUGCAAGAGACUCCUUAUACAACGGGGAUAAAGGCUAUAUACAUCUAACACUUCAUACUCCCGUUGGCAAGUUUCACCUUGGCAAUCGGUGGCCGUGGCGGCGGCGGAUCCUUGUUAUGGAAAUCGGGGUUCGCUAAGUAGAGAAGGCCGGCCCCCGGACUUUGUCAGAUUUCUCCCGCGGUGCGUGUCAUACUACAACACAUAAUAGCAACGCGUGGCGGAGGAGGAUUUCUGCUGGUUUUCUAAUGGAGGUCGGGGUGGUUCUGCUACUCCGCAUCUGCCUCUUCUGGGCUUUUCUAUCUCAAUUACUACCUACAUGGCCUCCUGUGUUAGAUUCGUGAGAUUGUUUGGCAUCCUUUUGUCUCUCUCAUCAGGUGUUCAAUCAUGGAGUCAUCGGGCAACAUUUUCACUGUUUGUGCAGAGCAAAACUGAAGAUAGAAUUGAUCCAACUGAAGGAGGAGACUCUAUUGUUGCCAGCAAAGAUGAAGACAGAAUUAGUGCGCUACCCAGUGAAAUUCUUCUCCACAUCCUAGAACGCCUUGAUCUCCGCACGGCGAUUCGGGCCGGCACCGUCGCAACACGGUGGAGGCACCUUCCUCAUCAACUAUCUCAUCUGCUCAUCAGUACCUCGGACGUCUGUAAGGCCGGUUACACGACAGAUGAGAUAAUGAAGGCAUACACGGACGCGACGAGGAGGCUGCUGUCUCCUCCGACUUGCAAGUGCACUCAAACCAUCAAAACAUUGAAGCUCGGGUGCUACAUCAUGGACCCUUACUUGUCCACAAUUGGCCAUACGGUUCAGGAUGUCGUGAAGAGCCGCGAACCUGAAUACCUCGAGUUCGCAAUGUGCCCAGAUGUUGCUUCUCCAAGUGAUGCCCAAUUAGCCUUGUAUGGACAGCGGUUUAUGUCAUUCUUUGGUGCAUACCCUGGUCCCUUCAAAUUGCUCACUAGACUAAUCCUUCAGAACCUUGCGUUUCAAGACUCAGAUGUCACCAAUCUUCUUAACACUUGCAGUAAACUUAAGAUGCUUUCCUUGAGAUCCUGUGAAAUGCCCCAGGAAUCUGUCCUUGAAUUAGAUGCCCCAAGCUCGGAGCUCAGCUCACUUGAACUUAAAUGCUUUGGAUGCAUACACGUUGAGCUAAUCUGUCUUCCUAAACUGAGGGAACUGGUAUAUGAUGUUUGGUUUUGUGAAAACCCCCCAGUGUCUUUUGGCUAUGUUCCCCAGCUUCAUCAUGUCUGCUUUGCUUGUCCUGCCCAGUCUUGGCAGAAGCCAUUCGUGCUGAGCCAAUGUUUAUCUAGUGACAUAAACCUGUCAAAUCUGCUUUUGAACUUUUACACUCAAAUGAUAUGGGUUGAACCUGAAGGUCCACAACAGCUCACCCCUAUAUUCAGCAAACUGAGAGAUGUGCACCUUUGCGGUAUAUUUACUGAAUGUGAUUUGGAUUGGACUAUGUUUAUACUUGAAGGCGCACCUUCACUGGAGAAUUUUCAUUUAUCUCGUCAUUCAUGUGAAUUCAAUAAGUCCGAGGACGAUGCCGAGAAGACCAACUUGGUGCGGCAAGCAUCCAAUUUCAAGCACUUGAAAUUGAAGUUGUUCGUGAUGAAAGGGUUCGAGGAGGAAUACAAGGUGAUGAAUUAUAUACGGCUCGUCAUGGAACGAGCCGUGUGCUUAAAGAGAAUUGAGCUGCCUGCUAUAUCCCCAUGCAAGAAGUGCACUGCCAUAUCUCCAAGAUUUCCGGUGGAUGAAGCUAGCAAGCACCGCAUCAGGGAGCAACUCAGAUACGGAUUAUCCUCAUCCACAGACAUAAUAAUCGGAUGAUGGUACAGUCAAUGAGUAAUCCUCAAGUAGGAUUAUCCUCAUCCGUAGACAUAAUAAUCGGAUGAUGGUACAGUCAAUGAGUAAUCCGCAAGGAUGACGACGGGCUUAGCCUGGUCGGUUCUGCCUAAUAAAGAAAAGUCCACUCUUACUGCAGCUGGAGUGAUGUGUUAGAAUUGCUGCUAUAUAAUACUGCGCAUUAGGCGCGGACAGUUAUAAAAUUUUCUGUUUUUUGAUUAAUGAUAGCCAGGAAAUGGUCAUGUGGUUCUUGACUUGUGUGUGCUUUAAACUAUGUUGUUCAAUGUAAGUGAAUUGUGCACUGCGGACUUGCUUCGGUUGCCGGAGGCCAAUGGCUUAUAUCAU
Messenger RNA from Triticum aestivum (bread wheat), 2928 nucleotides. RefSeq lists its product as uncharacterized. The record is from RefSeq and is a predicted model, not a curated record. The transcript is spliced from 4 exons. The coding region runs from base 1066 to 2568 and encodes 500 amino acids. Lineage: Eukaryota; Viridiplantae; Streptophyta; Magnoliopsida; Poales; Poaceae. Gene Ontology annotation, molecular function: protein binding.